AUGCGGGCGUCGACGGGGACGCAGGUUGGGCGUCGCGCCACCCUUCGGAUUCACUGUAGCCGGCCGGCGCGGCCGAUCUCGCGGAGAUGCGCGGGAACGGCGCUGCGGCCCGUGCGACGUGGUUUGCGGCCCAGAGUGGGGUGCGCUGCGUCGCGAGACGACGAGAAGAGCGCGGGGACGACGACGACGACGAACCUCGACGCGAUGCUGGGCGACGAGGGACGCGAGGAAGCGGCUGGGAAGGCCCCGGAGAGCGGCGGAGCGGCGUCGAACCAGGACAGCGCAGCGCCUAGCAAAAAGGAGGGGCCUGUCUUCAAGGGACGUCGGUCUGGCCGCGUGAGCCUCGCGGAGCCCGGGUCCUACGAUCCUGACGCUAUUCCGGACGAGUACAAGGUCAUGCCGACGCUCGGCGGGCAGGAGGCCGGCGAGACGAUUCGGUCGGACAACAUCGUGUUGGUUACCAUUGCCGCGACGCUGACGACGGCCUGUUUGAUCGGCGUGAACCUCAUGACGGGCGAGUCGCUCCUCGACGACCUCAUCUACGGCGAGGACGGCCUCGGGGGCGCGUGGGAGGGCCUCCUCGACGGCUUCGGCAUCCCCCAGUUCCUGGGUGCCGCCAUGUGGGCCGUGUCCCUGUGGUUCAUCUCGCCGCUGCAGAUCCUGCUGCUGUUCCUGGGCCGCGUGGACGUCGAGCGCCCGAGCGACUGGGUCCUCGGGAAGCUCGGGCGCGCCGCGGGGCUGGACGUCGACGACGUGGGCUACGUGCCCCCCGGAAACAUCAAGGCCGGUGCCUACGCGCUGUUCGUGCUCGGCGGGCUCGGAAUGUCGGUCGGCAUCAACGCGCUGGUGCAGGACGCGACGUGGGGGCUGAGCACGGGCAUCGGGUCGCUGAUGGCGGCGGGCGUGUACGAGGUGGGCCGGCCGCGGCGCGUCGAGGGCGAGGAGGCGGUUGCACUGGAGAACCAGUACCAGGACUUUUGCAGGUUCGCGGACAAGUUCCUCGAGCAGUCCGGGCAGUGCCACGAGUCCGACGUGUUCGUGCUGUUCCGCCGGGAGUUCCCGCGGUACCGGGACGCGGACAGCAGCGAGCUGCCCGACAAGGUGUUGCGCCAAAUGGUGCGCUCGUGGCACCCCGGGUCGCAGCGGACGUCCACGGGGUUCCUCAAGGGCGUGUCCGUGAAGCCUGUGGUGGAUCCGUUCACGGGGAAGGCCGCGCGGGGGUCCCGCGGGGCGUAG
Molecule: messenger RNA, 1236 nt
Organism: Pedinophyceae sp. YPF-701
Lineage: Eukaryota; Viridiplantae; Chlorophyta; Pedinophyceae
Source: the annotation of a GenBank genome assembly